This is a messenger RNA of Oncorhynchus gorbuscha (pink salmon), 4797 nucleotides long. RefSeq names its product solute carrier family 23 member 1-like. Bases 92 to 2017 code for a protein of 641 amino acids. NCBI's taxonomy places the organism in Eukaryota, Metazoa, Chordata, Actinopteri, Salmoniformes, Salmonidae. Gene Ontology annotation, cellular component: membrane. Gene Ontology annotation, molecular function: transmembrane transporter activity. Gene Ontology annotation, biological process: transmembrane transport. The transcript is spliced from 14 exons. The record is from RefSeq and is a predicted model, not a curated record.
UAGGGCUGAGGUCACACGUGUGUUGGCUAGUUGAGAGAGGGCAGCACCCAAACGGAAACUAAGGAUCCAUCACAAACAACUGAGAGUCCAGAUGAAGAAGAAGCAAACAGAAACACGACCAGACCUCAAGAGUUGUGAUGUCCAGACUCAGACAGAGGAGCAGCAGGGUGCUGAGGAGGGGAGACAGGAGCAGGGUGCUGAGGGGGGGAGACAGGAGCAGGGUGCUGAGGGGGGGAGACAGGAGCAGGGUUCUGAGGAGGGGAAGCAGCAGCCAGGCUCUGACAUGAUCUACACCAUAGAGGAUGUCCCACCGUGGUACCUCUGCAUUCUACUGGGCCUCCAGCACUACCUAACGUGUUUCAGCGGGACCAUCGCUGUGCCCUUCCUGCUGGCGGAGGCCAUGUGUGUGGGACAAGACCAGUACACGGUCAGUCAGCUGGUGGGAACCAUCUUCACCUGCGUGGGAAUCACCACAAUCAUACAGACCACAUUUGGAAUCAGGUUACCUCUUUUUCAGGCCAGUGCUUUUGCCUUCCUCAUCCCUGCCCAGGCCAUCUUAGGGCUGGAUAGAUGGAAAUGUCCCCCUAAAGAGGAGAUUUAUGGGAACUGGAGUCUUCCUCUGAACACCUCACACAUCUGGCACCCAAGGAUAAGAGAGAUCCAGGGUGCCAUCAUAGCGUCCAGUGUGGUGGAGGUGGUCAUCGGGCUGGUGGGUCUCCCUGGUCUCCUGCUGGACUACAUCGGGCCCCUGACCGUCACCCCCACCGUGUCCCUUAUCGGCCUGUCUGUAUUCCAGACCGCUGGGGACAGAGCCGGUUCUCACUGGGGCCUCUCAGCACUGUCCAUCUUCCUCAUCGUGCUGUUCGCUCAGUAUCUGAGGAACUGGUCCUUCCCUCUUCCCUCCUACAACAGAAAGAAAGGCUUCAGCACUGCCAGGGUUCAGAUCUUUAAGAUGUUCCCGAUCAUCAUGGCCAUCAUGUUGGUGUGGUUGCUAUGUUACAUCCUGACUCUGACCGAUGUGCUGCCCAGUGACCCCAGCCAGUACGGACAGAAGGCACGCACAGACGCCCGCGGUGACAUCAUGACCCUCUCCCCCUGGUUCCGGGUCCCCUACCCUUGUCAGUGGGGGUUGCCCACGGUGACCAUCGCUGGGGUGCUGGGCAUGUUCAGCGCCUCACUAGCUGGCAUCGUAGAGUCUAUCGGGGACUAUUACGCCUGUGCCCGCCUCUCAGGGGCACCUCCUCCACCUGUCCAUGCCAUCAACAGGGGUAUCUUCACAGAGGGGGUGUGCUGUAUUAUAGCAGGACUGCUGGGUACAGGAAAUGGCUCCACCUCCUCCAGUCCCAACAUUGGAGUUCUGGGAAUCACUAAGGUGGGAAGCAGGCGGGUCGUGCAAUAUGGUGCAGCCAUAAUGUUCCUGUUAGGAACUGUGGGGAAAUUCACUGCCCUCUUCGCAUCGCUGCCUGACCCCAUUCUAGGUGGCAUGUUCUGCACCUUGUUCGGUAUGAUCACGGCUGUGGGCUUGUCCAACCUGCAGAGUGUAGACCUCAACUCCUCUAGGAAUCUCUUCGUCCUCGGCUUCUCCAUGUUCUUUGGCCUAAUGUUGCCCAAUUACCUAGACAUGCAUCCCGGCUGCAUCCAAACAGGAGUUGCAGAGGCGGAUCAAAUCCUCACAGUGCUCCUGACCACCGAGAUGUUUGUCGGAGGCCUCCUGGCAUUUACUCUGGAUAACACCAUCCCAGGCACCAAGAGGGAGAGAGGGCUGCUGGACUGGAAGGCAGAUGAGAGCAUGGGGGGAAGCACAGUGAACAUGCGUACUUACGACUUCCCUAUUGGAAUGAGCUGCGUUAGGAAAGUCAGCUUCCUGCGCUAUCUACCCAUCUGCCCCAGUUUCCGAGGCUUCAUGCGAUGCAGACGGAAGGACAGCAUGCAGGAAAACAAUGAGGAUGAAUUAAGAGAGAGGAAUGACAGUUUACGCAUGGACACAACAAUUACCUUGGCCUUCACUAAAGUAUAGUAACCCUGCAGUGAUUCAUCUUUAAAAUCAUUUUAUACCGAGCUGUAUUUUUCCACAGGUGUUUAUUGUUUUUGGACACUUACAGUUGUAAUUGAAAAAUGCACUGUCUGCAAUUGGGAAACAGGGACUAUGAACAACUGACUGGGCAAAAAUGACGCCGAUGUUGUAUAGCGAUGUUGCAUUUUUUGAAACUGUAAUGUUAUUUAGCAGAGCACAUUUCUCACCACAUUGAUUUGAGAGGUUUCUCUACUGUCCCCAUUUUUCUACUCACCACUACCACCUUAUAACAUUCUGUUUCUACGUUAAAGAACAAAAGAGUCCCAUAUUCAGAUGCAUACUGACCUCAUUGUACUUUAUGUAGACUGUGUUCGAAGAAGCAGAGACAACAUUUUAACUGUGUUUAUUUAGUAAGUCUUUAUUGUGUACAAAAUUAUAAGUAAAGAUAAUCGCUUCUGAUGAUCUGAACUCAAAACACACGUUGAGAAAUAUAAUCCUGAACUCAAAACACACGUGAGAUUAUGCAAAAACAUAUGAUAUAAAACUAAAGGAUAAUUAAGGAAAGCAUUCCUAUUUUUGACUGUCAAAUGUUUGUUUACAUUAUUACGUGUUACAAUAACAUGUUAAAACAGACGAAUGAGAGUAGAGACGUCUAUCAACUGAUUUACAAUUUGACAAAGUGCCGUAAGAUAGAAAACCCACAGGCUUCGAUGUCAAGUUAACAUGGUAAUUGUACUGUGAUAUUAACUGAGAGACUGAACCAUGAAACGACACUGUGCUAUUAUCUGAGACUGAACUAUGAAACAACACUGUGCUAUUAACUGAGAGAGACUGAACCAUGAAACGACACUGCUAUUAACUGAGAGAGACUGAACCAUGAAACGACACUGUGCUAUUAUCUGAGACUGAACUAUGAAACAACACUGUGCUAUUAUCUGAGAGACUGAACCAUGAAACGACACUGCUAUUAACUGAGAGAGACUGAACCAUGAAACGACACUGUGCUAUUAUCUGAGAGAGACUGAACCAUGAAACGACACUGCUAUUAACUGAGAGAGACUGAACCAUGAAACGACACUGCUAUUAUCUGAGAGACUGAACCAUGAAACGACACUGCUAUUAACUGAGAGAGACUGAACCAUGAAACGACACUGUGCUAUUAACUGAGAGACUGAACCAUGAAACGACACUGUGCUAUUAACUGAGAGAGACUGAACCAUGAAACGACACUGCUAUUAUCUGAGAGACUGAACCAUGAAACGACACUGCUAUUAACUGAGAGAGACUGAACCAUGAAACGACACUGUGCUAUUAACUGAGAGACUGAACCAUGAAACGACACUGUGCUAUUAACUGAGAGAGACUGAACCAUGAAACGACACUGCUAUUAACUGAGAGACUGAACCAUGAAACGACACUGCUAUUAACUGAGAGAGACUGAACCAUGAAACGACACUGUGCUAUUAUCUGAGAGACUGAACCAUGAAACGACACUGUGCUAUUAUCUAAGAGACUGAACCAUGAAACGACACUGCUAUUAACUGAGAGAGACUGAACCAUGAAACGACACUGUGCUAUUAACUGAGAGAGACUGAACCAUGAAACGACACUGUGCUAUUAACUGAGAGAGACUGAACCAUGAAACGACACUGUGCUAUUAUCUGAGAGAGACUGAACCAUGAAACGACACUGUGCUAUUAUCUGAGAGACUGAACCAUGAAACGACACUGUGCUAUUAUAUGAGAGAGACUGAACCAUGAAACGACACUGCUAUUAACUGAGAGACUGAACCAUGAAACGACACUGCUAUUAACUGAGAGAGACUGAACCAUGAAACGACACUGUGCUAUUAUCUGAGAGACUGAACCAUGAAACGACACUGCUAUUAACUGAGAGAGACUGAACCAUGAAACGACACUGUGCUAUUAUCUGAGAGACUGAACCAUGAAACGACACUGCUAUUAACUGAGAGACUGAACCAUGAAACGACACUGCUAUUAACUGAGAGACUGAACCAUGAAACGACACUGUGCUAUUAACUGAGAGACUGAACCAUGAAACGACACUGUGCUAUUAUCUGAGAGACUGAACCAUGAAACGACACACUGCUAUUAACUGAGAGACUGAACCAUGAAACGACACUGUGCUAUUAUCUGAGAGACUGAACCAUGAAACGACACUGUGCUAUUAUAUGAGAGAGACUGAACCAUGAAACGACACUGCUAUUAACUGAGAGACUGAACCAUGAAACAACACUGCUAUUAACUGAGAGACUGAACCAUGAAACGACACUGUACAGAUUGGAAGACUGUGACACGUGUGUGACCUCUAGAAGUCAUUCUAAAAAUGCGCAAACCAAGAGGCUAGGAGCUAUUGAUCUAUCAAGGGAGCACAGGAUCCGUAUAUUUAUGACUGUUCAUGAUUGAUUUCACUGUGACAUCAUGAAAGAAUUUGAAUUUGAAUUUCCCUUCCAUAUUACACUCUGAGCCUUUGUCUGUCAGAGUCUCUGUCAAUAGCGCCCAUCGGAGUCUCCCUGGCGAUUAGUCUGUAAUCUGACGACAGCUGUCCUCUCGCUUUGUUCAGGUCACACUCUUCAAGUAAACAAUGGUAAGAUGGAAAAGACAACAGAAGCUUAUGCAGGUCAUAGGGAAAUUGUGAUCCUAUCAAACUUCGUUGUUAUUUUUAGAAAACAUUUCACUCAGUGUAAAAAAUAUCAACCACUAAAAAUUGAAUUUCUACAUUUCUCCUUUGAAAUUUGGAAAAAUAUAAUCUGUGUUUUUUAA